Messenger RNA from Urocitellus parryii (Arctic ground squirrel), 4487 nucleotides. It is a transcript of the gene Creb5, whose product is annotated as cAMP responsive element binding protein 5. Gene Ontology annotation, biological process: regulation of DNA-templated transcription. The record is from RefSeq and is a predicted model, not a curated record. Gene Ontology annotation, molecular function: DNA-binding transcription factor activity. NCBI's taxonomy places the organism in Eukaryota, Metazoa, Chordata, Mammalia, Rodentia, Sciuridae.
GUCCCUUCACCCGGGCUCCGCUCUUGCCUUCUCCACACUUGUUUGAGGGAAGUCCGGCCGCAAUUGCUGAUGGACUGUGGAAUUCUGCUGUGUCCUGUGGUCAUCCCAGAGACCCCACGCCGUGUCCGUCCGGGAGCGCGUCUCGGUGGACGCUGCGCCGAGCGACUAGAGGGAUGCUAACUGGAGCCAGCGCCGUGUUCGCCGCAGCGUGCGUGCGUGUGUGGGAGCGCGCGUGAGUUUCCCUGACACGGGGAACAGUUAUGAAUCGGGGGUGUGUGUUUGCCUCCAGAGACCUGGCAAGGUGCGGAACCCUGCAGAAGUGUGGUCAAGCGGCAGCGGCGGCGGCAGCGGCAGCAGCGGAGACGACCAGCCAGGAGCCUCGCCCCGCGUAGCCUGCUUUGCAGUGAUGCGGCGGAACCCCGGGAGAAAGUUUGCAAACUUCCAGCAGGCGCUGCAAGGACACCGGGUCACCUAGGGGGCGGGCGGGCAAGUGUGCCGGAGGCUCGCUUUCUCUCGGUACCAAGCCGGCUGUUGCCACCUCUCCCGCAGGGCUGCCCGCUGCAGCUGGUGGGCGCGCGCGCGCCCUGGGAGGGGAGGUCGCCUCGCUGGGCACUUGACUUUCACUCCAGGCGCUCCGGGCUCGUGAGUGACGAGGCUGUUUGUCAGCUCGCGUGCACUCCUCCAUCCGCCUCUUUCUCGCUGCCAUCAUUACCUCUUCGCCGCUGCCCCAAAUGACAGCUCGCGGUGGCGCCCAGACAGUUCUCAGCACCGGCGGUGGAAGACUUCCUCUGCGGCAGAUUCAACCCAAACACUUAAACUUUUUACGAAGUUCUUAGAGGGGCAAGACACGAAGGAACUAAGGAGAUGUUUUCUCCCGGGGGCUGCAUGCCGCUUCUUCUGUGCCUUAGAUUUAUUUCCUGGGGGUGUCUGAUAGAUAAAGCCUCCAGUUUACCCUCAACGAGUGCCGCCCCCCACUUGAUGAUGCUUGUUCAAGGCCGGGAAUUGGAGUGUGCUGCUUGUAUAUUUCGUUGUCAGAGUCUGCAGAGUGCGUUUGGUUAUUUUUAAAAAUUUUUUUAUUUUUCCCUCUUUCUGACAUGUGUCAAGGAAUAAAGGCUGGAUACAGGUCCAUUACGUCAUUCUGCAGGCCAAUUUAUGAGGAAUCCAAGAUGAAUUUGGAGCAGGAGAGGCCGUUUGUCUGCAGUGCCCCAGGCUGCUCCCAGCGCUUCCCAACAGAGGACCAUCUGAUGAUUCAUAGGCACAAGCAUGAGAUGACUUUGAAGUUUCCCUCAAUAAAAACAGACAAUAUGUUAUCAGAUCAGACUCCGACCCCCACGAGAUUCCUGAAGAACUGCGAGGAGGUGGGCCUCUUCAGCGAGCUGGACUGCUCCUUUGAGCACGAGUUCAGAAAGGCUCAGGAGGAGGAGAGCAGCAAGCGGAAUAUUCCGAUGCACAAUACAGUCGGUGGGGCCAUGACGGGGCCCGGAGCUCACCAGCUUGGCAGUACCCGGAUGCCCAACCAUGACACCAGCGUUGUGAUUCAGCAAGCCAUGCCAUCGCCCCAGUCCAGCUCUGUCAUCACACAGGCACCUUCUACCAACCGCCAGAUCGGGCCUGUCCCAGGCUCUCUAUCUUCUCUGCUACAUCUCCACAACAGACAGAGACAGCCCAUGCCAGCCUCCAUGCCUGGGACCCUGCCCAACCCUACAAUGCCGGGAUCUUCUGCCGUCUUGAUGCCAAUGGAGAGACAAAUGUCAGUGAACUCCAGCAUCAUGGGGAUGCAAGGUCCAAAUCUCAGUAACCCCUGUGCUUCUCCCCAAGUCCAGCCAAUGCAYUCAGAAGCCAAAAUGAGGCUGAAGGCUGCAUUGACUCACCACCCUGCUGCCAUGUCCAACGGGAAUAUGAACACCAUGGGACACAUGAUGGAAAUGAUGGGCUCCCGGCAGGACCAGACGCCACACCACCACAUGCACUCACACCCGCAUCAGCACCAGACGCUGCCAGCCCACCACCCCUACCCGCACCAGCACCAACACCCAGCACACCACGCUCACCCUCAGCCCCAUCACCAGCAGAACCACCCACACCACCACUCGCACUCCCACCUUCACGCACACCCAGCACAUCACCAGACCUCGCCGCACCCGCCCCUGCACACCGGCAGCCAAGCACAGGUUUCACCAGCCUCGCAACAGAUGCAGCCAACCCAGACCAUACAGCCGCCCCAGCCCACAGGGGGACGCAGGCGAAGGGUGGUGGAUGAAGAUCCCGACGAAAGGCGGCGGAAAUUUCUGGAACGGAACAGGGCCGCUGCCACCCGCUGCAGACAGAAGAGGAAGGUCUGGGUGAUGUCACUGGAAAAGAAAGCAGAAGAACUCACCCAGACAAACAUGCAGCUUCAGAAUGAAGUGUCUAUGCUGAAAAAUGAGGUGGCCCAGCUGAAACAGUUAUUGUUAACACAUAAAGACUGCCCAAUAACAGCCAUGCAGAAAGAAUCACAAGGAUAUUUAAGUCCGGAGAGUAGUCCUCCCGCAAGUCCUGUCCCAGCUUGCUCACAGCAGCAGGUCAUCCAGCAUAACACCAUCACUACUUCCUCGUCAGUCAGUGAGGUGGUGGGAAGCUCCACCCUCAGUCAGCUCACUACUCACCGAACAGACCUGAAUCCAAUCCUUUAAAAUGCACGGGUCAGACCUUGCCUCCAAGAAGAGCUGUAGCAUACCAUGCACCCUUUCUCCUAAGGGCAUUUUUAGAAUUAACUCAGAGCUGGAAGACUCCUCAGCCCUUCAAAGACUGGCUUUCAUUUUUAUAGUUACUAUGGAAAUGUUGUCUUUUAUACUUAGUUAUAUAAGAAAAAAAAAAGGGAGUUAUGCAAUUAAUAUCUGUCGGCUUGGGAAACGCUUUGGUGCUUUUCUCCAAUUUUCUGGUACCAGUUACUUGUUUAUAAACGGAACCUCUUCUGUAUAUAGCCAUGGUUUCCUUCUUAUCAGUCCAGCCCUUUGUCUGAAACAAUGACUCUUGUUAAAACACAGCUUUUAGCCAAAAUGAGGCAUACCUAGAUGUCAAGUGAGACUGAUCAAGGUAACUGGGUAGGAAAUCUGAUGACGUCAUAACUCAUGUUGAGCUUGCGCUGUGACAUCACCAGAAUCCCAGAUUAAACAUACAGCCUUUCCGCAACUGUUUCUGUCUUACCAGAAAACAAAUUAGAAGAUCCACCCACGUCCUAAUAAAACCACCAAGCACCUCCCCUCCUCUCCUCUUCUCUUGGUCCACUUGCUCAAAUGCCCAAUUUCCCUCUCUAUUUACACUUUAUCUUGGGCUCCCUGUUUACUCUUCAUUUUAACCUUCUUCUGUUUUAUGUUUUUCCCCUUUAGCAUUACAUGUGAAGAAAAAAAAUAAUGUUUAAAGAAAAGAAAAAGCAAACCUCAAAAAUAUGGACUUAGCCAUUGCUUCAUUUGCCUGUAACCCACAGCUGGAGUUCAUUCAAUUCUCACUUUUUACAAAAUAGUAACCAGGAGAUGUUUAAUGUGCCUGAUUUAAGGUUUUUAAUAAUCAGAGCAAAUAAAGGUGGUUUAGUUAUAGGUGAAGCACUGUUGAAUGCCAGCUGUGGAGACAGUAGGAGAGGGAGAUUUGUAAGCCCCAAUUGUGAAAGUCCAAAUUAUGUUUCGGGGCUAUAACAUCACACCCUAGAAUUACAACUGGUUUUAUACAACCUGUCUAUAAUGUUGAAAAUCCAUGCACUAUAUAAUAAUUCAGAAGGGCUCUAUUCACUACACAGAUUACAUUGUUCAAUCAUCAGCUGCUAAUAGCCUAAGAUUUAUUAUUAUUUUUUUUUUCUUAAGCCUAUAGAACUAGCUCUGCUGUUCUGGUGGGUGAAAGCAGACUCACUCCUGUAGAAAGCAAGUCCAGUAUUUCCCUGGGGUGCUCUCAGCUCCCAGAACAGUCACGGCGCUCCGUGGCUGCUGACGGAAUCCCAUGGAUAUAAGUGGCAGAGGCUGCUCACUCCACCCUUCUGAAUAAUUCUGAUUUAUAUGUUCAACAGCUUACGUGAACUUGCCCAUUAUAAAAAUAAAAAAAAAUAAAAAAAAAAAAACAGAUAGGACCCAAACCACAGUCGUGCCUCCUUGGAACAAGCCAUUCUACUGUGCUCAUGUUUAAUAUUGCAUUUCACAAAUAAUAGGGGCUAGUGUUUCUCUCUAGCAGUCUAGGCAGGUGCUGGUGUUUCAUCUCCAUUUGAAUGCUUGACCUCCGUGUGUGUGUGUGUGUGUGUGUGUGUGUGUGUGUGUGUGUGUUUCUGUAUGGGUUUUAAAACCAACAGUAUUUUACAAAAAGUGUCACUUUUAUAAGAAUUCAGAAAAGGGAAGGAUGUGGCUUUUUUUCUCUCACCAUAGUUUAAGAAUCUAUUUUGGAGAAGAAAAAAAAAAAGGAGAAAAUAUGAGGACCAUGAAGCAUGAUUUUUAUAACUAGUUCCAGUUUUAUCUAAUAACUUACUU